UCCCUCGCGCAGCCGUCGUCAACACAACUGGAGGAAAUAAGGAGAAGCUAGCAUGGCUAACAAACACUAACGGCUAUCGCUAAAACCUCGUUAACUAUUUAUAAUAACUCAACCAAACGCUGUGUUUGUCUUUUAUCGAUUUAUGAACGGGGCCAUUUUGUGGCGGUUUCAGUUACCAUGGAAUAAGAGAGGACAAUGUUUAGCUAGGUAGCUUGCUAACUUUUAAUGCUAGCAUGCUAACGAUCAGCUGUUGUUUUGGUCGGAGAGCUAGUUAACCGCUUAGCAUUACAGACACCAGAUUUCCUCAUUCCCUGUCGACACUAUUGAGCUACUCUGUCGGUUAAUGGCGACACAUAAAGUUGUCCCACCCUGACAGACUAACCGUUGGUCCGUCGGUCAGCUUUUGUCCCGACAGACAUCCAAUCUGUUUGGGAUCGAUCCAUCCGAGCGGUGUGUAAUUGAAUAUAUAUAUUCAAAAUGCAUGACGCAUAUGAACCAGUGCCUAUAUUGGAGAAGCUUCCUCUUCAGAUUGACUGUCUGGCAGCCUGGGAGGACUGGCUGCUCGUGGGAACAAAGCCAGGGCAUCUCCUUCUCUACCGAAUAAAGAAGGAUGCAGGCACCAACCGCUUUGAGGUGACACUGGAAAAAUCCAAUAAGAACUUCUCAAAGAAGAUUCAGCAGCUUUACGUUGUCUCAAAGUACAACAUUCUUGUCAGCCUUCUAGAGAACAACAUCCACGUCCAUGACCUCCUGACCUUCCAGCAGAUCACCGUGCUGUCCAAAGCCAAAGGAGCGACGCUGUUCGCCUGUGACCUGCAGCUAACCAGCACAGGGGAGGAAAGGUUGAGAAUGUGUGUGGCGGUGAAAAAGAAAAUCCAGAUGUAUUACUGGAAGGACAGAGACUUCUACGAGCUGCAGGGGGAUUUUGGUGCACCAGAUAUUCCAAAGUCCAUGGCCUGGUGUGAAAACUCCAUAUGUGUUGGUUUCAAGCGAGACUAUUACCUCAUCCGGAUGGACGGCCGAGGCUCCAUCAAGGAGCUCUUCCCCACUGGGAAGCAGCUGGAGCCGCUGGUCACCCCACUGGCUGAUGGGAAGGUGGCUGUCGGGCAGGACGACCUCACUGUGGUGCUCAAUGAAGAGGGCGUCUGCACCCAGAAGUGCGCCCUCAACUGGACAGACAUCCCUAUAGCAAUGGGUGAGAAAUCAAAAAUGGAAAAAGCUAACCACCGGGUGUCCUACGAACGGUCCAACCCUCGACCCAGCUACCCGGAGGUCGAAUUUUCUCCUCUCAUCCUCCACAGGCAGAAUAUUGUGUACGUUGCCAGCAACCACUUUGUGUGGCGCCUGGUGCCGGUGUCCAUUGCCAUUCAGAUCCGGCAGCUUCUUCAGGACAAGCAGUUCGAGUUGGCUCUACAGCUGGCGAUGAAGGAUGAUUCUGACGGGGAUAAGAAGCAGCAGAUCCAUCACAUCCAGAAUCUCUACGCCUUCAACCUGUUCUGCCAGAAGAGGUUCGACGACUCCAUGCAGGUGUUCGCCAAACUGGGGACAGGUGAGAACUCUAAGCUUUUCUUCCUCCAAUGGCCGUAG
Molecule: messenger RNA, 1587 nt
Organism: Notothenia coriiceps (black rockcod)
Lineage: Eukaryota; Metazoa; Chordata; Actinopteri; Perciformes; Nototheniidae
Product: vam6/Vps39-like protein
Exons: 12
Coding region: 478-1587 (369 amino acids)
Biological process (GO): endosomal vesicle fusion; autophagy; vesicle-mediated transport
Cellular component (GO): membrane; cytoplasm
Molecular function (GO): protein binding
Source: RefSeq, a predicted model, not a curated record